Fomitopsis serialis is the source of this 1746-nucleotide messenger RNA. RefSeq lists its product as uncharacterized. Lineage: Eukaryota; Fungi; Basidiomycota; Agaricomycetes; Polyporales; Fomitopsidaceae. Bases 1 to 1746 code for a protein of 581 amino acids. The record is from RefSeq and is a predicted model, not a curated record. The transcript has 10 exons.
AUGCGCGUCAAUUCAAUCGCUUAUGAGUCCAAUUUCGGUGCAACAUUGCACCCUCGUUUGACGUUCAUCACGACUAAUCAGGCUCGUUGCCUGCCUAAAGCGGUCAUUGGCAAGCCCAUUGCCGAUGUCCGUUUUAGGCAGGACCCCUUAGGUGCCUGUAACGGCAUGUACAGUGAGCAAGUGACGAGGGAAGUAGAAGUGAGCAAACCGCAUUAUCAUGGUGCAUCGGCUGACAAAGCCACCGCUGCCCUCAGUACACCUUCAGUACAUGCUUCCACAAUGCCUCUGAAUCGUUACUCUUCAAUCCGCUCUAUCGAUACUCAGACGACUGAUCUGUCUUCAGGACGCACUGGAGACGGCGGUCGUGGUUCGGAUGUCGAACUGUCAGACAGCGACCAAGAGUCGGCCCCGCCUCAAACCCCCACUGAAGAUUCUGCCCCUCCCAGCAUCGCCACUCACUACUCUCCUGGGAACUCCUUCACUGAGCGUGUGCGCUCGGCACUGCCCAUCGCGGCGAAGUUGCUCGAUAAAUCUGAGGAACCGACGCACAUCAACGAUGAAACCAACCCAUUCAUGACACUCUUGCCUCGGAUGAACCCUGCUGAGGAAGACCUACAGCUCAUAGUGCGGUUCUUCGAGGAAAUCUGGACGCUAUGGCAGAAGUGGGUGGAGGCGGGACGUGAUGGGUUCAUUAUGCAGGAGAUCUUCAGCAUUGAGGAGCGUGAAUUUUCCCUCUUGCAGAGCACCCUGGAGGAGAGCUGGCAGUGGGAUGUGAGCGGUGAACUGGCAAAGUACGUCGCAUUCCUGCGUGCCAUCAAUAUGGACUUCUGGCCGCAAGACGCGAAGAUAGUGGCCCAAACGCCUACCUACAGUGAGGACUUCGCGUUCGAUUUACUCGACGAGAUGGCGUCAAUGUUUCGGCAUACAAUUGUCACGUUCUCAGACGCACGGCCCUGCGUCGCGUACAAGAUGUUGGUCAAGAACGAGCGGGUUCAGUUCACCCUACGCCACAGCUCCGUUGUCCAGAAUAUGCACUUGGCUCCGGGCUCGGGCAAAGAGAUAUUCUUCGCCCUGGUGACACAUACGCGAGCCGAGUUCCUUUACCAGACUCUAAAGAUCUCUGCAGCGUUGCCUUCGUUGAAGAACUUACAAGGCUUCGUCAUCGCUCUGGCGGGACAGGCGGACCCGGCCCUCAAUAACAACAUCCUUUACCGCAGCAGUCGUGUGCCCCCGGGUGCCGAGACUGCGCGGAUGGAGGCUUGUAUGGCCGUGUACCGGUGUGAGGAGUUCGCCAAGUUUCAGGAGUGUGCGCAGCACGCAAGGACGUUGGAGGACUGGGAUACCGAGGGACCCAGAUUCAUUCGCCUGCUCAAACGCGGCAUCCCGCCACAGACGUCCCCCCCUGACGGGAGUCGCUUCUUGGAAGACCACAUCCACAACAUCGUCUACUCUCAUGCUUCCAAUAUUGCUGAACGCGCGCUGGCGCCGGUCGCGCUGCUGCCGGAUGAUCAGGUUCAGUCGGUCGAUUUGAAGUCGGUCGGUCAGGACCGAUACGUGGACGAGACAUUGCUGAAGGAGGUUUGCGAGGGCGCGGGGAGCAGAGUGAUUCGGUGGCUGCAGCGUGUCAUGUAUCACAAGCUGGCGGCGAUGGUCUAUCAGCAGCGCGGACUGGGUAGGGCGUUCCUUCUCAAGGGAGGGCUUCCCUAUGGCGAGGAGGGCGCGUACCGCAACAACGUUUUCGUCUGA